AUGUUCAUAAUUUUUACCGAGACGUUUUCUUUUUCUUCUUCUCUCCUUAGAGCAGUGUUUAAUCUUUCCAUCUCUUUCUUUUCUUCCUUCUUUCUUUCCUUUUUCUUUUUUCUUCUUUUUCUCUUCAUUAUUUUCCUGUUUCUGUUUUUUUUUCUUUCUCUCUUCUUUCUUUUCCUUUUCUUUCUUAUUUUUCUUUUUUCUUUCUUUUUUCGUUUCCUUUCUUUUUUCUUUCUCUCUACUUUUCUUUCUUCUUUCUUUCUUUUGCUUUUUCUUUCUUUCCUUUUUUCUUUUUUUCUUUCUUUUGCUUUUCUUUCUCUCUUCUUUCUUUUCCUUUUCUUUCUUUUAUUUUGUCUUUCUUUUUCUUUUUCCUUUUUUCAUUCUUUUCCUUUCGUUUUCUUUUUCUUCUUUUUUCUUUUCCUUUUCUUUUCCUUUUUUCUUUCUUUUUUCUUUCACCUUUUUAACUUUUUCUUUUUUUUUCUUCUUUUUAUUUCUUAUUUAUUUUCUUCUUUUAUUUCUUUCUCGUUCUUUCCUUUUUUUCUUUCUCAAUAUCCCUUGCUAUUUCCCUUCCUCAUUAGGUAUCCGUUACUGUCUUUCAAAACAUCUCUUUUUCACUUAUUCCUUGUCUUUCUAUUUUUUGUUUUAAACAAUUUCUGCCUCCCUCACAUAUCAUCUCACAUUUUCAAUCGACCCAUUUCAACCUUUCCCCUUUGCUUUCUUGUUCGACAUUUAAUUCUAUCUGCAUUUUCUGUUCCACAUCAUUUCUUCCUAACGACUUUCGUAUUUGUUUCAUCUGUUGCAGCCAUGACAGACGACUUGAAAUGGAAGAGAGUUUCGUUACUUUUGAUGCAUCUUGAGUAG
Messenger RNA from Acanthosepion pharaonis, 858 nucleotides. NCBI's taxonomy places the organism in Eukaryota, Metazoa, Mollusca, Cephalopoda, Sepiida, Sepiidae. The record is from the annotation of a GenBank genome assembly.